AAUUAAGAGAUGAUUAGUUUAAUGAGUGAGAAGUAGUACGAUUUAUUCGAGCAGUUGAAGAAAAACAGCCCAUCCCCACGUAUCUAUCUCUAUAUAUACACAAUUACAAUACACACACCCCUCAACUGGUCAUCAAAAAGUUAUCCCUCCAUAAUUACCCAAUCUUCUCUCUCUCUCUCUCACCUCCAUCCAUCCAUGGAUUCCACCACCCCUUCCCACAUCGCCAUCCUCCCCACCCCCGGCAUGGGCCACCUCAUCCCCCUCGGCGAGUUCGCCAAGAAGCUCCACCGCCUCCACGGCCUCACCGCCACCUUCAUCCUCCCCACCGACGGCCCCCUCUCCUCCGCCCAGUCCGCCUUCUUCGCCGCCCUCCCCCCCGCCGUCGACCACCUCCUCCUCCCCCCCGUCUCCUUCCACGACCUCCCCCCCGACGUCAAGAUCGAGACCCGCAUCUCCCUCACCAUCACCCGCUCCCUCCCCGAAAUCCGCCGCUCCCUCGCCGCCCUGCACGGCUCCCGCCGCCUCGCCGCCCUCGUCGUCGACCUCUUCGGCACCGACGCCUUCGACGCCGCGCGUGACCUCCACAUCCCCUCCUACAUCUUCUACCCCUCCACCUCCAUGGCCCUCUCCAUGUUCCUCAACCUCCCGGACCUCCACAACGCCUUCUCCGGCGAGUACCGCGACCUGCCGGAGAAGAUCAAGUUUCCCGGCUGCACGCCGCUUCACGGCGGCGACCUGUUCGACCCGGCCCAGGAUAGGAACAACGAGGCCUACAAAUGGGCGAUUCAUCACAUGAAGAGGUAUAGAUUGGCCGACGGAAUCGUGCUCAAUAGCUUCAAAGAAUUGGAGCCCGGCCCGAUCGAGUAUUUGCUCCGGGAGGAAGAAGGGAAACCCCGCGUCUACCCGAUCGGGCCGGUCAUCAACAUGGACUCGAAGCCCGAAGACGACGGCCCGUGCCCUUGCUCGAACUGGCUCGACGACCAGCCGAGCGGCUCGGUGUUGUUCGUCUCGUUCGGGAGCGGCGGGACGCUCUCCCAUGACCAGAACGUUGAAUUGGCAUCAGGGCUAGAAAUGAGCGAACAAAGAUUUUUAUGGGUGCUUAGACUGCCUAACCACGCAAUGUCCAAUGCCACGUAUUUUAAUGUUUCCAAUAAUGGCGACCCUCUGGCUUAUUUGCCAGAAGGCUUCCUAGAGCGGACCAAGGGUCGGGGCCUCGUGGUCCCCUUUUGGGCCCCACAGGCCCAGAUCCUGGCCCACGGGUCGACGGGGGCGUUCCUGACGCACUGCGGAUGGAACUCCGUUCUCGAGAGCGUCACCAACGGGGUGCCGAUGAUCGCUUGGCCGUUGUACGCGGAACAGAAGAUGAAUGCCGUGAUCGUGGAGGAGGACGCGAAGGUGGCCCUACGGGCGCGCCCGGGGGAGAACGGCAUCGUCGAUAGGGUUCAAAUCGCGAACCUCGUCAAGGGUUUGAUGGAGGGAGAAGAAGGGAAAGGAAUUAGGAGUCGAAUGAGGGACCUCAAGGAUGCCGCUGCCAAAGCACUUUGUGAAAAUGGUGCAUCCACAAAAUUCUUGAACGAGUUGGUCACAAAAUGGAAGAGUAAUAUUUCCAAAUAAUUGGAAAAUAUGUUGGCACAUGUUUUUAGUGUUCUUUUUGUGAAAAAUUAUGUAAAAUAGUAAGCGUAUAAUGUAUUAUACAUGUGCAAGACAACCUUUUUUUUUUUUUUUUUUUUACUAUGUAUUUCAAUUUUCAUCACUUUAAUUGCUAGUCGAUUCCAUAAUAUACGAGGAAUGUGUUGAUAUUUUGCUUUUGAGUGGCAAAGACAAUGAGUUUUGUGUUGACUAA
Salvia miltiorrhiza (redroot sage) is the source of this 1843-nucleotide messenger RNA. Its product is annotated as hydroquinone glucosyltransferase-like. The record is from RefSeq and is a predicted model, not a curated record. The coding region runs from base 196 to 1614 and encodes 472 amino acids. The transcript has a single exon. NCBI's taxonomy places the organism in Eukaryota, Viridiplantae, Streptophyta, Magnoliopsida, Lamiales, Lamiaceae. Gene Ontology annotation, molecular function: UDP-glycosyltransferase activity.